AUGAUUGUAACAACAGUGCCUACAAAUGUAUUUGAACAAUUUUUAUCGUCAUAUAAAGAAAAUAGACAUUUUAAUGAUAAUAACAAUGAAAUGCAUUCGAUUCUUGUUUAUAUUGGUCUAAUUACAGUUAUUCUAUUUUUUCUUUUGGUUAUAUUUUCCUUGAUUUGUAGAUGCAUGAAAAUGCUUGAUGAUAAAACAGUAACAAUAGAAAAAAAGAAAAAACAACUACGACAGCGGCAAUAUCGAACUAUGUCUUUGACAGAUAGACAAAAAUUCUUAUCACAGGUUUCGUCUUCUUCGUUAUCGGCCAAUUAUCAUACGAACAAAUCAUUCGAAAGACCUUCACUUUUAUCUACUGAUCGAAAGCUUCAAUAUCAAAAACAAAAUCUAUUAGCACUUUUAAACGUGUAA
Messenger RNA from Rotaria sordida, 411 nucleotides. Lineage: Eukaryota; Metazoa; Rotifera; Eurotatoria; Philodinida; Philodinidae. The record is from the annotation of a GenBank genome assembly.